CUGAGAAUGCAAUUGUGCCAAAUACAAUUUAUUGGUAUUUUGUGGGUUUCUUACGAAUAUACUUUACCUUCUUGUCAGAGGUGAAACAGGACCUGAUCCUCAUUCCAGCCUCUUCCCAGCAUUUGAGUCAAGUUCAUCAUGUUUGUGCGACUCGUUCUCUUUCUUAUCUUUGUGGCUGGUGUAACAGGAGCUGUUGUGGGUGAUGUACAAUCAGAGGCUACUUGUCACCAAUACAUCUUCCCAAUAUGCAGACGCAAUUAUGCCCCUGUGUGUGGGUCUAAUGGGAAGACCUAUCCAAACGAGUGCGUGUUCUGCUUUGACAAUAGGCACAAUAAGCUUAAUGCUUACAUAAUGAAAGAAGGCAUAUGUUGAAAACACCACUUCAGCUUUUAAAAUAUUCUCUGCAUGUGUGAGCUGGCAUUAUAGUGCAUCCUUUAAUUUUUUUUUUAUUUGAUCUUUUCAUUGUUUUACUUGCAGUUGUAUAUUAAAGUGAAUUUUAAGGCCA
Clarias gariepinus (North African catfish) is the source of this 505-nucleotide messenger RNA. RefSeq names its product trypsin inhibitor ClTI-1-like. The record is from RefSeq and is a predicted model, not a curated record. The coding region runs from base 139 to 372 and encodes 77 amino acids. The transcript has 4 exons. Lineage: Eukaryota; Metazoa; Chordata; Actinopteri; Siluriformes; Clariidae. Gene Ontology annotation, molecular function: protein binding; serine-type endopeptidase inhibitor activity.